This is a messenger RNA of Periophthalmus magnuspinnatus, 2838 nucleotides long. It is a transcript of the gene wipf1b, whose product is annotated as WAS/WASL interacting protein family, member 1b. Gene Ontology annotation, molecular function: actin binding. The record is from RefSeq and is a predicted model, not a curated record. Bases 297 to 1811 code for a protein of 504 amino acids. The transcript is spliced from 10 exons. NCBI's taxonomy places the organism in Eukaryota, Metazoa, Chordata, Actinopteri, Gobiiformes, Gobiidae.
GUCCGUUUAGCGGCCCGCCUCCUGCCACUGCUCUGACUCUGCAGAGACUUUACGAUUGGCUGCACAGAAGUCCUCCACGCUAACCACUGUAUCCUGACGAUCGAUUCAUGAUUAAUAAUCAUCACCAAGAGGCUCGUGUGAAGCGGGUUUAUGUAUGUGGCUGCUCUUCAGCUACUGCCUUUUUAUGAGGAUUGAGGUGCUUCUUCUACUGCCUACUCAACAUCCUGCUCAUCCUUCUAUGGGCGCAGAUUGAGGUGCAAGGUCCUGUCCCAGUAAAGUAACGUGGUGAAAACAAGAUGCCCGGCCCUCCUCCUCCACCUCCUCCUGGGCCACCACCCCCUCCCACACUGGCUGUGGCCAACACAGAGAAGCCCAACCUAAACCGUUCUGAACAACAAGGAAGAAAUGCUCUCUUAUCAGACAUUUGUAAAGGCGCCAGAUUAAAAAAAGCUGUCACCAAUGACCGCAGUGCUCCUUCACUUGACAAACCUAAAGGAGGCGGAGGUGGAGGACCCGGGGGAGGUGGGGGUGGUGGUGGUGGCGGUGGGGGUGGUGGAGGGGGGUUUGGUGGAGGUGGUCCUGCCGGACUUGGAGGCCUCUUUGCAGGCGGGAUGCCAAAGCUGAGGUCUUCAGCAAACAGAGACACCACUGAUUCGGUCCCCAGUAGAGCACCCAUUCUACCACCAGGUGGACGGCCCUCUGGUCCUGCCUCUUUUGGGACAGGGGGAGGGUCUAGUGGUCCCCCCAAAUUUCCCGGAGCUCCUUCUGGUUUGAGAAACAAUGCCCUCGAGCUUCCCAAAGGCCGGCCUAAUUUCUCCAGACAGGACAGUCCUGGUGGGCCUCCUCCAGUCCCAAACACCCCCAGACCCAACCAGAGUCUUUCUUCUCGCCCAGGCCCUCCUCCUCCUUCACUUCCUGCAGGCCCCAGACCCACUCCCUCCUCUGGACCUGCUCCACCUCCAGGCAGACAUGGACCUCUUCCACCUCCACCAAUGGGAUCAAGGACAGGCCAUUCAGCCCCUCCUCCUCCAAUCUCAAAUGGGACCCGUCCACCGGUACCUCCAGGCGGGAGGCCCCCGCUUCCUGAUGAGAGACCCCCUCCGCCACCAGGGCCUGUGAGUCGUCCUACUAUGCCCCGUGACGUUCCUCCUCCUCCUCCUCCUUCUGUCAACUCCAAACCCUCUCCAGUUUCCUCAUCACCAUCAUCCCGGGCUCCAGCUGGAGGUGGAGCACCACCACUACCCCCGGGUCGGCCGGGACCCCCACCUCUCCCUCCCACCCCACCUGUUGGAGAUGACCACAGCACUCCACGACUGCCCCAGAGGAACAUCUCUCUCAACAGUCAUUCCUCUACUCCGCCACACCGAUCGGGACCCCUACCACCACCUCCCAAUGAGAGGCCACCAUCUCUGGGACGGAACCAGUCCUCAGUACGCUCAGGGCCUCUUCCUCCCCCUCCUCCAUCCAGCCGGGGCAGUAUAAGACCAUCAGCAGGCCCUCCUCCAGUGGGACGUUCCGGGCCAGAGCCUCCUCGAACUGGUGGUCGACCGCCUCUUCCUCCAGACAGGCCCGGGUCAGGGGCCCCUUUACCACCUCCUCCAAUGGGCAACGGAUUUCAAAACUCUCAUCACAACCAGAUGCAGGAUGAAUGGGAGUGUCGUUUCACUUUCCACCCAGUGUCAGACCUUCCUCCCCCUGAGCCUUAUGUGCCCUUUCAGAAGACUUAUCCAAGCAAACUUGCCAAGAACGAAGUCAGGGGGUCUGGUAAGAAAGAGCGAGGGGCGCCCCCUCUUCCUCCUAUACCGAGGUGAAAAAAGCCAGAUGUCGUCUUCUCCCUACUCCCUUCUUUUUUAUCUCUUUCAGUUUUGCUUCUUGUUCAUGGGUCCAUAUCUGUGGCCAAUCUUGGACCUGACUGUUGCCCAAAUAAGGGUUAACUUUACUCAAAGUGCCUCAGCUGCAGCAAAUAGUAGCACAUAAACAUCCAAAGCCAUUCUACUUCCUGUAACACUGUCUUUAUCCUCAAGGUGUUCGGCAUUGAUAAACGUGCAUUUUUGUUCUCUCAAAGACAUUGCCACAGCUUUGAAAUGCUGGACUAUUUCUUCCAAGACAUUUGUAUUGCUCUUUUGCCUAAAAUAGAUUGUGCAAUCCAGAAAUGUACCUACAAGAAUGCUGCAUACUCUUUCCCACUUAAAAAUGCAAACUAUUACACAGGUACUGUUCUGAAGUGCUAACCAGGAUGACAAAAACAAAGGUGACCUAUAUUUUGUGUCUCUGCUCCCCUAGUUUUGCCUUGUUUGAAGAUUGUAAUUUCAGGUGUGUUUUUAGUCCAAGAAAUGAAACUGGUCUGACUUUUUGUGCCUUAAGUUUGUGGUUUUCUAUGGCACAUGUUUAGUUGGUUUAAAUGUGUUAUGCCCAAUAACACCAGCAGGGGAUGAGCAAUAAAAUACAUUGCACAUUGUUUAUGCAACAUUGUUAGUCCAACAAAAUAUCAGAGAAACGGGUGCGUGAUCUGCCAAAGCCCCAUGUGCCUAAUGAGAAAAUGUAAUGUAUAUUUCUUUGAAUACAAUGGUACUUUUUGACUGAUGAAGUUUCUGAUCAUGUUUGUUUACAGUUGAAAAGUCUUAUUUGUAAGUGCUGCCUUGAAGGACCUGUGGAUGUACUCGAAUGAUAUAUGAAGGACUUUAUAUUUUAAGUUAUGUUUCAGGAACAUGCAGUAUUAUAUUUGUUGCUUUACCCAUGCAGCACUGCUUUAAAUUUUACCUAAUGUACUGUUCUCUCAAAGACAAUCAUGUCCAGAAAGUGAAACAAUAUUCCAAUAAAUACAAGUAUUUAAUAAUA